AUGCAGGCCUUAGAGCCGGCCGCAGCGGGCUUCUACGAGGAGGAAGAGGGCGGCCGAGACCUGGAUUUCUACGACUUCGAGCCGCUGCCCACUGUGCAGGAGGACGAGGAGAACGUGUCCCUGGCCGACAUCCUCUCCCUGCGGGACAGCGGCCUCCGUGAGCAGGAGGCCUGGGCUGUGUGCCUGGAGUGCUGUCUGUCCAUGCGGAGCGUCGUCCACUCAGCCAUCUUCCAGACGCUCUGCAUCACACCUGACACGCUGGCCUUCAACACGAGCGGGAAUGUGUGCUUCAUGGAGCAGCUGAGCGAUGAUCCUGAGGGUGCCUUUGUUCCCCCAGAGUUUGACGUGACUGGGAACACCUUUGAAGCCCACAUCUACUCGCUGGGGGCCACGCUGAAGGCUGCUAUGGAGUACGUGCCAGAGCCCGAACCUGAGCCCGAGCUCAGUGCAGACCUGGAGGCGCUCCUGAGUCAAAUGCAGGCAGAGAAGCCAGGGGACCGGCCUGACCUGGAGAGCGUCAUCGCGCUAUGUGAGGAGAGGAUGAAGAGCAUGUCCUCCUGCCAUCUGUGCCGCAGUCUCUCGGCCGUCGGGAGGAGAGUGCUCUCCAUCGAGUCCUUCGGGGCACUCCAAGAUGUCAGCGAGAGCACUUGGAGGGGGAGAUUCGCACCCAGAAGUUCCGGGCCCAAGGGGCAGCCUGGAGACCUCAACACUGACCCGGACCUGCCUGCGGGUGGCCCCUGCAGCCAAGGGCAGGAGAGCAGAUGGGGUGUUCGGUCUACACCCCCAAAACCCUUGCUCUCAGCACCCGUGAGAAAUGGCGAGAGCUCCGAAGGGGAGGGGCUAUGCUCAGAGCAACUGGCUGGCCUGCUGCUGGACACCAGGGGGCCCCUGGGCGACCUGGACCGUGGCCUGCUCAGGAGAAGCCGCCUGAGGAAGGUACAGACGUUCCCCCGGCUCCUGGCCGAGGGCCCCGAGGCUGGCCCCCUCUGCCUGUCACUGACCAGAAGCCAGCUGCCUGUACCCGAGCUGUUCACCGCUGACUACAGGAAGAUCUUUCCAGAGGGAAAAAAUGGCCUGCUGGGUCUCAAGGCCAAGUUCAGACUGUGGCCUGAGGAGGGGCCAGAGCUGCCUCUGCACAAGGAACAAGAUCCGGACGGUCCAGGGGACACAGGGGCCCUGCCGGGAGCUGGUCCAGACGGUGGCACGGCACUGCAAAGCUCCAGCCAGGGGAGGGCAGCCAGCACACCAGCUCAGUCAGCAGAAGAGGGGCUCUGUGAGUUCCACCCUGAGCCUGCUGAGGAGAGCCCCCCAGCCCACCUCCAGGAGCCUCGCAAUUCCCAUGGAGAAACCAGGACUGGCUGCAGCACUUCAGGUGUUCCGGAAGGAGCUGGGCAGUCAGGAGCCACGGCCACUGAGCAGUGGACGUCCCUGAAGGACCUCCUGGCUAAGCUCGGCCGGCCCUUUCGGGAAUACGAGCUGUGGGCUUUAUGCCACCAGAGCCUCCAGACUCUGCAGAGCUACAUCGAGUUCCCAGCCUACUUGUGUCUGGACUCCGUGCUGGUCACCGAGGACGGCGCUGUGCUCUUCGGGGCACCCCCUGACAAUGGCUCCUACAACUCAUUUUUCCUGGCUCCGGAGGUCACAGAAGAGAAGCGGGUAACAGAAAAGGCCUCGGUGUACUGUGUGGCCGCCGUGCUGUGGACCGCAGCCAAGUUCAACGUGCCCCGUGACCACAAGCUGGCCCUACCUCGAAAGCUCAAGGCCCUCCUCCUGGAAAUGGCCCGAUGCAGUGCCCAGGAACGGCUGUCUGCUGCCCAGGCAAUCAAGAUGUGCAAUAGCUACCUCCUUCAGCGAGGCAUGGACAGCAAGAAGAUCUUAGCCCACCUGAGUGCGUCUACCUGUAAGGUUUACCAGGAGAAAGAAACCAUCAGUCUUCAAAACUCCCUCUCAGUGAUUGACUUGGAGCUGGACAUGACACCCCCUCCAGAGCCAAGCCCAGGCUUUGUGCCCGUUGGCAAGGACGCCAGGCUGGCCGCCGUUCAAGGACCCGUGCCGGGCAAACACGCCUCCCACACAGAAACCGCGGAGCUGCCGGCUGCGUUCACCUCCGCGGCCACGCACUUCAAACCCAUCGUUCUCGCCCAGGACGCAGACGCCGUAGAAGAGCCCGCUCCAGCCCCUGGACCGGCCGAGAGGCCCGAGGAGGGGAGAGGCUGGGAGAACCCGGGGACACCCGCUCCUGAGGCCCGCGGGGCAACAGCCAGCACCAAGACGCCCGAACGGCCGGCACCGGAUAUGCAGUCGGAGGGCUCAGCCUCGGAGCGGCUCGGAGAGUCGACGGAGGAGCGCCCCUGCCCCACACUCCCCGACCCAGCCCACCGGCCAGCAGAAACCGCGUCCUCGAAGACCCCCAGAUCUCCCGUCCGGGCUUCCCCACCGGCCGCACCGCGGAAGUCACAGGCCCGACCGGAACCAAGGUCAGAAGACACGGUCCGGCUGGAGGCCACUUCAGGAGGUUUCGGACCACGACGCCAGUCCAAGACGCCCAAGGGCACGGCCACCGAGCGCCCAGACCAGGAACUCGAGGGCCCCCGAUGGGCAGCACAGGCCAGUCCAAAAGGCCCCCGGGUUUCCUUGGGCAGAGAGCGGCCCAGGCAAGCCGACCGCAAGCCGUGCGCCUCGUGCGCGGACACCUCGCCGCUGCUGAGGACGACGGCCUGCCCCUCUCUGCAGGAGGCCAUGCGCCUCAUCCAGGAGGAGUUCGCCAUCGACGGCUACCUGGACAACGGAUUGGAGGCCUUGAUCAUGGGGGAAUACAUUUAUGCUUUGAAAGACCUCACCUACGCCACCUUCUGCGGUGCCAUUUCGGAAAAGUUCUGCGACCUUUACUGGAACGAGAAGUUGCUGAGAAGCCUCUUCAAGGUGGUGAACGGAACAUCGCCCUCUGAGAGUGUUUCAGAGGAGGCUGAACAGCAGCCUGAGGGGGAUAUCCAGGCCACCACGCCUAGCAGCUGCUCCUUAUCCAGCAGAAGACCCUCAGGGCCCAGGACUGGGAUAGAGACGCCAGCCACUGCCCAUGCCGGCCGGGCACCCUGCUCGCCCACACCGCUCUCAGACCUAGACUCAGAGGCUAUCUCCCGGGAUAACUUCGAAGUGGCAUUCCGACCACAAAAAUCCAUCAAAGCCGAGAAGGAAUCUGUUGCUGGAGGUGGCCAUCCACACAGCAGGGACCUGAACCCUGAGCCAGUCAGCGGGGACCCCAACCCAGGAGCGGUGGUCCUGUUGGAAGAGGGAGGCCUAGGCAUGCCUCCAGGCCCCGCCGAGCUCCAGGGUUGCAGCCCCGGCUGGUGUAGCGCCUUCUACGAGGCGGACUGCUUUGGCACCGAUGUACACAGCUACGUGGGAGAGCUGGGGCAGCAGAAGACCAGUGGGGCCUCAGACACCCAGGACCAGCACCCGGAGCUGGAGCAGCAGCUGAUGAUGGAGAAAAGGAGCUACCGGAAGACCCUGAAGUUCUACCAGAAGCUUCUACAGAAACAGAAGAGGAGCAAAGGCUCUGAGGUGAAGACAAUGCUGUCCAAGUUGAAAGGGCAACUGGAAGAGAUGAAGUCCAAGGUGCAGUUCCUCGGGCUGGUCAAGAAGUACCUGCAGGUGGCGUAUGCGGAGCGGUGGGGUCUGGAGCCCAGCGCCCUGCCAGUGAUCGUAAACAUUGGGGCAGCCCACUGUGGGACAUUGGACUUCAGCCCCCUGGACGAGUCCUCCUCCCUCAUCUUCUACAACGUCAACAAGCCCCCGUGUGGUGGCGCCAAUGGCGGCAGCAGACAAAAGAAGGCCCGUGUCCUGCAGGCGGGCACACCGCUCGGGCUCAUGGCUUACCUGUACUCCAGCGACGCCUUCCUGGAGGGCUACGUGCAGCAGUUCCUGUACACCUUCCGGUAUUUCUGCACUCCCCAUGACUUUCUGCACUUCCUCCUAGACCGCAUCACUGGUGCCUUGUCCAGGGCCCAGCAGGACCCCACCUCGACUUUCACCAAGAUCUACAAGCGUAGUUUCUGCCUGCUGCAGGCCUGGGUAGAGGACUGUUACACCGUGGACUUCACAAGGAACACGGGGCUCCUGAGGCAGCUACGCGCCUUCAUCUCCUCCCAGGCCAGGCCUCUGGACAGUUACUCAGAGCGUCUGCUGGCCCUACUGGAGGAGAGCAUGGACCGGCGGGGAGAGGGGACCCCACGUGGUGGAGACCUGGAGGACCCCAAGGAGGCUGAGGAGGAGGCCGGGCCCCUCAACACCCUCUGUAAGAAGCUCUCCGAAGAUGGCCUCUCCCGGAAGAGCUUCCCCUGGCGACUGCCCAAGGGGACCGGGUUGAUGCCAGCCACUCACAAGGAGCGCAGGUACACCAUCGCAUCGGCGCUGCCCAAGCCCUGCUUCCUGGAGGAGUUCUACGGCCCCUACGCCAAGGCCAGUGAGAAGGGACCCUACUUCCUGACUGAGUCUAACACCCAGCAGCUCUUCACCCAGCUGACCCUGCUGCAACAGGAACUGUUUCAGAAGUGCCACCCCGUCCACUUCUUGAACUCACGGGCCUUGGGUGUCAUGGACAAGAGUACAACCAUCCCCAAAGCCAUAUCUUCAGAGUCUCUGUCAGCCAAAACAUGCAACUUAUUUCUGCCAAAUUACAUCCAAGACAAAUACCUGUUACAACUGUUAAGAAACGCAGAUGACGUCAGCACUUGGGUGGCUGCUGAAAUCGUGACCAGCCACACCUCCAAGUUGCAGGUGAAUUUGCUGUCCAAAUUUUUGCUGAUUGCAAAGUCUUGCUAUGAGCAGAGGAACUUUGCGACCGCCAUGCAGAUCCUGGGGGGCCUGGAGCACCUGGCUGUGAGACAGUCCCCUGCCUGGAGAAUUCUACCCGCCAAGAUCGCAGAGGUCAUGGAAGAGUUGAAGGCUGUGGAGGUCUUCCUCAAAAGCGACAGCCUGUGUCUAAUGGAAGGGCGGCGCUUCCGAGCCCAGCCCACCAUCCCCUCGGCCCACCUCCUGGCCAUGCACAUCCAGCAGCUGGAGACCGGGGGCUUCACCAUGACCAACGGGGCCCACAGGUGGAGCAAGCUCAGAAACAUAGCCAAGGUGGUGAGCCAAGUGCACGCCUUCCAGGAGAACCCCUACACAUUCGCCCCUGACCCCAAGCUCCAGUCAUUCCUCAAGCAGAGGAUUUCGCGCUUCAGCGGGGCCGACGUGUCCAUCUUGGCGGCCGACAGCAGAGCCAACGUGCACCAGGUGACCAGCGAGAAGCAUUCCCGCAAGAUCCAGGACAAGUUACGGAGGAUGAAAGCGACGUUCCAGUAA
Molecule: messenger RNA, 5343 nt
Organism: Chrysochloris asiatica (Cape golden mole)
Lineage: Eukaryota; Metazoa; Chordata; Mammalia; Afrosoricida; Chrysochloridae
Gene: KNDC1
Product: kinase non-catalytic C-lobe domain (KIND) containing 1
Exons: 30
Coding region: 1-5343 (1780 amino acids)
Biological process (GO): small GTPase-mediated signal transduction
Molecular function (GO): guanyl-nucleotide exchange factor activity
Source: RefSeq, a predicted model, not a curated record